Messenger RNA from Gymnodraco acuticeps, 2067 nucleotides. Its product is annotated as cytohesin-4-like. The record is from RefSeq and is a predicted model, not a curated record. Bases 152 to 1345 code for a protein of 397 amino acids. NCBI's taxonomy places the organism in Eukaryota, Metazoa, Chordata, Actinopteri, Perciformes, Bathydraconidae. Gene Ontology annotation, biological process: regulation of ARF protein signal transduction. The transcript has 13 exons. Gene Ontology annotation, molecular function: guanyl-nucleotide exchange factor activity.
GGGAAAGAGGUGGGGUUAAAAACAACAUCUGCUUCAUUCAAGUGUUACUGCACGGUGCCGUGGUGGUCGUGGUCUACAUAUCGAAAUAUCUCAACAUAACUUUAUGCAACUGUUUUGGUUUUGCCAAUGUUUGCUUUCUUCUUGGAUAUAAAUGACUGAUUGCCAAAUGGUUUCCGCCGAUUUCACAGCAGAGGAGAAGAUGGAGAUUGAGAGCAUUAAGACGUAUAAGGAAGAUCUUCUGGAUGAUAUUCAGAAGUUAAAGAUGGAGAUAGACAACAUCAUGGCAGGUAUACUCAGCUUCGAGUCUGGAGAUGAAAACAAGACCAUGGAGAAGAGCAAACAGUUCUCAAAUGGAAAGAAAAAAUUCAACAUGGACCCCAAAAAGGGCAUCAAUUACCUGGUGGAGAACAAGCUGUUGGAACAUGGUGCUCAAUCCAUCGCCGAGUUCCUCUACAAGGAGGAGGGUCUCAACAAGACAGCCAUUGGAGAAUUCCUUGGAGAAAGGGAGGAGCUCCACCUCCAGACCCUCAAGGCCUUUGUCGAGCUGCACGAAUUCUCCGACCUCAAUCUGGUGCAGGCCCUCAGACAGUUCCUGUGGAGUUUCCGUCUGCCUGGUGAAGCCCAGAAGAUCGACCGCAUGAUGGAGGCCUUCGCUACGCGCUACUGCGACUGCAACAUUCAGGUCUUCCAGUCCACAGACACAUGCUACAUCCUGUCCUUUGCCAUCAUCAUGCUCAACACAAGCCUCCACAACCCCAACGUGAAGGAAAAGACCCCCCUGGAGCGCUUCAUCUCCAUGAACAGAGGCAUCAACAACGGGGGGGAUCUACCCAAUGACCUGCUCUCGAAACUGUACGAGAGCAUUCGCAACGAGCCUUUCAAAAUCCCAGAGGAUGAUGGGAAUGAUCUGACUCACACCUUCUUCAACCCGGACAGAGAAGGCUGGCUCCUUAAACUCGGAGGUCGGGUAAAGACGUGGAAGAGGCGAUGGUUCAUCCUGACCGACAACUGUUUCUACUACUUUGAGUUCACCACUGAUAAAGAGCCCAGAGGCAUCAUCCCUCUGGAGAACCUUUGCGUGAGAGAAGUGCCGUAUCCUCGCAAACCGUACUGUCUGGAGCUGUACAACCCCAACAGUCGAGGGCAGAAGAUCAAGGCGUGCAAAACAGAGACGGACGGCCGAGUGGUGGUGGGGAAGCACCAAUCGUACACCAUCUGUGCCGCCAGCGCAGAGGAGAGGGACUCCUGGAUCGAGGCCAUCAGGGCGAGCAUCACCAAGGAUCCGUUCUACGACUUGGUCUCAGUCCGUAAGAAGAAAGUGAUAAACCAGGCUGCUCAGGACUGAGUGCCCCCCCCCCCCCUGCAUGGACUUUAAUAUCCCCACCCCACACACGGUGGCCCCCAUCACCUUUAAGUUGGUGCAACACAACUGAGUGAGAACACUGGAGGCUAAAAGAGUGACUUCUCUUUCCACUUCCCGUUUUCACAGACUGAGCUGAAGCGUGUCAAAGGUGAAAACGUUGACUCAUAUCUGUUGAGAGUUCGUCAAUAUAUCUUCUGCUGUCUUUGCUCGAUAUCCAUCUCUUACGGUCUGAGUCUUUUUAGAAUCAGGCAGAGAAAUAAAGCAUGUGUGGAGCGGUGUCUGGAUGCUGUCAACAUGGAAGAUUAUUCAGAACAGUUCUCAUAAGACUUACUCGCGUCCAGUGGAUCAUUAUUUCUAGCGCUUAACCUAACGUUACUCUUCCGGUCAUCAUUGCUUAAGCUUCAUUUUGUAAAUACAGAUAAUUUUGUAAGCAUUUAAGAUCAUUAUUUUAACGUUGUUGUACUAUUUCAGGAUUCUUUUACUUAGAAUACUUGUUCUAAUCAGACCAAGCCUGUAAUAUUUGACUUACCUUUAUCGCACAGUGCAAUAAGUGCAAUAUACAUUAUGUCCUGAUUUUAUUUCAUUACAAAGCAUACACUGUAAUUAUAUGAAAUACAUCGUUUAGCUUUACCUUGUUUUGUGUUCUCAGUGUGAUUGCAUUUGUUGUUUUUUAUCAUGAUGUAUUUAAUAAAAAGUAUUCCAUU